Capra hircus (goat) is the source of this 3979-nucleotide messenger RNA. RefSeq names its product kelch like family member 12 (gene KLHL12). Lineage: Eukaryota; Metazoa; Chordata; Mammalia; Artiodactyla; Bovidae. Gene Ontology annotation, molecular function: protein binding. The transcript is spliced from 12 exons. The coding region runs from base 959 to 2809 and encodes 616 amino acids. The record is from RefSeq and is a predicted model, not a curated record.
AAUUAUACAUACAUUAAGUCCACAUGAUGUAAAAUUCAAAAGGGACAAAAAUACGUAGAGGAGAAAAUCUCUCCCACCCUGUCUCCCAAACAACCAGUUCCUCUCUCCAAAGAAAUUUCUGUUGCUACUCUACUUUGUAUCUUUCCAACUGCAAUUUUUAUACAUAUACUGGCAAAUAUGACUAUAUCUUUCCCUUCUACACAACUAAUGGCAAAGAAUACUCACUGUUCACAACUUCGUGGUAUUGAAUUGUACGGAUGCACCACACGUUACUGAAACAGUCCCCAAUCCAAUCUACAAACAACCUUGUACACAUAUCCUUUUUCAUGUGUGUGAGAAUAUGCAAAGGAUACAUAUACCCAAAAAAAAUCGGUUAAAGGAUAUCUGCAUUCAUCAUUCUGGUGAACUUUUACAAAAUGCCCCCAAUAAAACCUGGAUCAAUCCUGCACUCAGAAAUACGGAAAUCAAGAGAAUUUUAGAUCAGAGAUACUACAUGAGAGAUGGAAACACUACACAAAAUUAGACUAUAAUACUGCCACCCGCUUGGCCAUAGUUUUAUUAUCCCUGAAGAAUCAAAGGCACCACAGUGGAAAACGGUACACUCAAGUACAGCUGGUUUGAACCUUCACAGGAACAGUAUCAAGGAGCCUCAUUCCCUUCCCAGGCGCUGAUAAGUGCGCCAAAACCAAUCAGAAGCAAAAUUUCUAGCAGAACGCUCAGCACCCAGGAGCUGUGAAAGGCAGCAGAAGCGGACAGGGGGCCUGAGGACCCCCGGGACGUCUAAGGUCCUUCGCAGUCUCCCUGGCGGAGUCCCGCCUCCAGGGCCGCACGCCCCUUCCACGUAACUGUCUCGGAGGGCAAGCAGCAGAGAACCGCGCGGCGGUGGCCACAGACCCGACUGUGACGCAGAGAACGCCGAGGUCCGUGGUCGCGGGGCUCCGGGAUUCUCAUCACAGCGAUGGUCGGCCCGAAAAGGCCACUGCGGACUAUGGACGGGAGGAAACGGGGCGCCUCGGUGGGUUUCCUCGACGUGAGAGGGCGCCUGAACGCCUGGUACUUACAGAAUUCAAGCACCCCUUUCACUCGCUCUCCACGUUGCUUGAUGAGAGGCAUCAUGGCUCCCAAGGACAUGAUGACAAACACUCACGCUAAAUCCAUCCUCAACUCCAUGAACUCCCUCAGGAAGAGCAACACCCUCUGUGAUGUGACGCUGAGGGUGGAGCAGAAGGACUUCCCCGCCCACCGGAUCGUGCUGGCUGCCUGCAGCGACUACUUCUGCGCCAUGUUCACCAGCGAGCUCUCAGAGAAGGGGAAGCCGUAUGUAGAUAUUCAGGGUUUAACUGCCUCCACCAUGGAAAUCCUGCUGGACUUUGUGUACACGGAGACCGUGCACGUGACUGUGGAGAACGUCCAGGAGCUGCUGCCUGCGGCCUGCCUGCUCCAGCUGAAAGGCGUGAAGCAAGCCUGCUGCGAGUUCUUGGAAAGCCAGCUGGACCCUUCCAACUGCCUGGGCAUCCGGGACUUCGCUGAGACUCACAACUGUGUUGACCUGAUGCAAGCAGCUGAGGUUUUUAGCCAGAAGCAUUUUCCUGAAGUGGUACAGCAUGAAGAGUUCAUUCUUCUCAGCCAAGGAGAGGUGGAAAAGCUCAUCAAGUGCGAUGAGAUUCAGGUGGAUUCUGAAGAGCCGGUCUUCGAGGCUGUGAUCAACUGGGUGAAGCACGCCAAGAAAGAGCGGGAGGGGUCCUUGCCGGACCUGCUGCAGUACGUCCGCAUGCCCCUGCUGACCCCCCGCUACAUCACAGACGUCAUAGACACUGAGCCUUUCAUCCGCUGCAGCCUGCAGUGCAGGGACCUCGUUGACGAAGCCAAGAAGUUCCACCUGAGACCCGAGCUGCGCACCCAGAUGCAGGGGCCCCGGACGAGGGCGCGGCUUGGGGCCAACGAGGUGCUUCUGGUGGUUGGGGGCUUCGGGAGCCAGCAGUCUCCCAUCGACGCCGUGGAGAAGUUCGACCCCAAGACGCAAGAGUGGAGCUUUUUGCCAAGCAUUACUCGGAAGAGACGCUAUGUGGCCUCGGUGUCCCUUCACGACCGGAUCUACGUGAUUGGUGGCUAUGACGGCCGCUCCCGCCUCAGCUCUGUGGAGUGUCUGGACUACACAGCAGACGAGGACGGGGUCUGGUAUUCUGUGGCUCCGAUGAACGUCCGGCGGGGCCUGGCUGGAGCCACCACCCUGGGAGAUAUGAUCUAUGUCUCUGGGGGCUUCGAUGGAAGCAGGCGCCACACCAGUAUGGAGCGCUAUGACCCGAACAUUGACCAGUGGAGCAUGCUGGGCGACAUGCAGACGGCCCGGGAAGGUGCCGGCCUCGUGGUGGCCAGCGGGGUGAUCUACUGUCUAGGAGGAUAUGACGGCUUGAAUAUCUUAAACUCAGUUGAGAAGUAUGACCCCCAUACAGGACACUGGACUAAUGUCACACCGAUGGCCACCAAGCGCUCUGGUGCAGGGGUAGCGCUGCUGAAUGACCAUAUUUAUGUGGUGGGGGGAUUCGAUGGUACAGCCCACCUUUCUUCUGUGGAAGCCUACAACAUUCGCACCGACUCCUGGACAACGGUCACGAGCAUGACCACCCCGCGGUGCUACGUCGGGGCCACGGUGCUUCGGGGGAGACUUUAUGCAAUUGCAGGCUACGACGGGAACUCCCUGCUGAGCAGCAUUGAGUGCUACGACCCCAUCAUUGACAGCUGGGAGGUCGUGACCUCCAUGGGAACUCAGCGCUGCGACGCCGGCGUGUGUGUUCUGCGAGAGAAAUGACUGGGCGAAGAGACACUUUGCAGAGAACCAAGGGUCCUUUCCAGAAUGUCUGUUCUCAGUGUGGGGAGGGGAUGACAGGCUCAGUGCCGCGGCUCUCACUGCACUUAUUUGACACGCCCUGGCGUUGGGGGUGUCCCCGAGGAGGGCGGAGGCCGCAGGCACUCGAGGGCGGAGGCCGCACCCUGCAUGGGUGUGAUCGGCCAGACCCUUCUCCUCCUGGCCGCGGGGGCACUUGGUCCUUGCCUUUAACCUCGUGUGCGCUCCAGAGAAUAUACCUUGUGCCUCGUGUGCUGUGGAGAAUUAAGGUGAACAUGAACUCCAGGGUGUGGGCAGGGUUGGAAGGAUACCAACUCUCUUGGUUUUCCAAGAAUAAAUCUCUUUCCUAGUCUACAGGUAACAGGGGCAACACAGUUCUGUUUGGGAGGAAAACGAGGGAAGAGCCCUGUCAAAACCUCGGGGGCCUCGGGAGUGGGGAACCGGGUGUCUAGUGCAGGACGGGACCUGGGUGCGGUGAGGUGUGAGGGAGCCUGCAACACGCGGAGGGCUGAGGGGCGUGUUACCCGAGGGUCUUUGCUGGGCCCUAGACCCAGAGCAGCAGCGCAGGAAACGUGUCCCAGGCCGAAGUUCCUGCGACUGCACCGUUGCCCACCCCCACCCCCGCCCCGGCUGCCGCGCCUGUAUCCCAGGAAGGCUUUCCUCUGUUGAAUCAAAGACUGCUUUCUCCACUGUUGCCGUGGGUACUGUUUAUAGGGGGAGGGGAGGAGCGGGGGUGGCAGCCGCUUGAUGACUCCCCUGGUUCUUGUAAGAGCAUACUUCUGCCAAGGAGUUGUUUUUACUGCUGUGUUUUGUACAUGUUGUCCUUUCUUAUUAGAACACCCCUUCCCUGUCUUUAGACUGGAUCUCACUCAUCCCAGGACGGAAUAGUCGACGACAACCGAAAUCCGUUUGUUAGUUCAGUACCUCCCGGCCUUCUGAACUUCCAAGGCUCUCCUGUGCUGCGCAGUGACAUUCCUGCUCGGAGAAUUGGGAGUGUGGGGACAACGUGGUCACCUAAACAAGGAGGCACUUUCCCUUUGUUCUGAAAUUCCUUUUUUUCCUCUUUCCCUGAGUUAUAUUGACCUAAAGUUCGUUUUGUUUGUAUUUUUUUAAGAAAAUAUUAAAAAAAAAAAA